Messenger RNA from Gavialis gangeticus (Gharial), 1341 nucleotides. It is a transcript of the gene FAM216B, whose product is annotated as family with sequence similarity 216 member B. The record is from RefSeq and is a predicted model, not a curated record. The transcript is spliced from 4 exons. NCBI's taxonomy places the organism in Eukaryota, Metazoa, Chordata, Crocodylia, Gavialidae. The coding region runs from base 122 to 400 and encodes 92 amino acids.
UCAACACAAUGAAAAUGGCACAGUUCCCGGGUAGUAACUGAAUUUAAUAUUAAUAUUCUCUUCUGUGGAAAAGCAAGGCUGCAUUUCAGGGGAAACCCUUCUUUUGAGCCUGAGGGCAAGGAUGGGUGAGAACCAGAAGAGGAAUCCUGGUCGCCACCGUUCUCCAAAACUUCUAGGCAUACAGGUUCCUCCAUCUGCUCAGAAUACCUACUUAUUGAAGGACCUAAAGUGGGGACAGAAGUGUUACCUCUGCAACAUCAUGAGAGUUUAUGACAACAAACCUAUGAGGAAAAUGCUGUACCAUCAGUAUGUGCUCAACCUCCAGCACCAGAACUUGCUGGGUCAUAUUACUCAGCAAGAAGCCAGAUCUUAUGUCUCCUUCCUGGAUCCAGCUGAAUAGAUGCCCCUAAGGAAGGUCUCAGAUAAGAACAGUGCCUCUGUGAUGUCCAGUGUCAAGAUGAGAUGAGCAGGCUAUAGUUAGAUCUGGGCCAAAGGAGGCAGCAUAGGCAGAUGGCUCAGUGGGGAAAGAGGUCUGGUAUUUAUCUGUCCUUUGCUGAAUUUUUGUGUUAGAAUUUGACACACUCCCUGGUAGAAUAAACUAUACCACACAUGAUCUUCACCUGAGUCUCCACCAAUUCCACUGGUUUAUAGGGAUUCUUAGUGACUGAGUCCAGCUAAAUGAACUCUUACAGACUGGAGAUCUAUGUUUCUAUAUGAAAAAUAUAUUUCAACUUUUAAAAGUUUGCCAUUCACACUGAUAUUUCCAAGCAGCGUGUUGGUGGGAGAGAGAUCAAAGGAGCAAGAUCUGUGACAAGAACGUCUGGAAAACACAGAACAUGAAGGUUUUGGCUAUGGUAAAAAGGUUAAGAUACCUGAUGUAGUGUCUGAAUCCAAAACAAAACAAAUAAAAAAAGAUAUUUGGGAUCCAUUUCUUUGAGCCUUAGAUGACCAGGUUUGACCAUUUGAUGACCAGGUUCUGACUGACUUUCCAUAUAGAGAUUUUUGGGAUUUGACUUAAGAUUUGGGGAUGGAGGGGUGGGGUUUGUUUUGUUUUUUUUUAAUCAAAAGUCAUAAUUUUUCUUUUAAGUAAAAGCCUGCAUUCUUCUGAGCAGCUCUAGUUAAUCUGUUAAACAUGGAGAUCUAUUAAAGAAAAAGCAAGGGAGAAAAUCCAAAUGGUCAUAAGCAUACUUAAGAGUGCCUUAAAACAGCAAACUAACCAUCUGAUACAAUUCCUUACUUGCAUUAACUUUGAUUUAAUUAGUGAUUAGUUCUAAUUAUGAUGCAGAAAUUAACAACCUUUUUAUAUAAGAGUUCAGAUAAAAUAAAUGUAAUUGUAUUCAA